AUGGCUGCAUUCUGGGAGACUGGAUAUAAUAGACCUGGUAAGAAGAGGAUAUUUGAGAAGAACUUUGGACUAUUUUUUAUAUACUUUGGAUUCUUAUGUCCUACAUUAAUGACUAUAUUUGGAUCUAAUCCUAGAUUAUUAUUAUGGUUUAUGGAUGAAUAUCGUCCAUUAGAAUAUCCACCAAGAUCUGAUCCAACUAUUAUUAAUGAGAUAAUGAAUGAUAGAAUACCAGAAUCAUCUAGUAUAGAAGCGUAUGAGAAGGAGGGGUUAGAUGCACUAUAUUCUAAGGCACUUCGUAGUAAGAAACAACAACAACAAGAACAACAAUUGAUCAAUUAUCAUGAGGAUAUGGAGGAAUAG
This is a messenger RNA of Perkinsus marinus ATCC 50983, 360 nucleotides long. RefSeq lists its product as hypothetical. The transcript is spliced from 3 exons. NCBI's taxonomy places the organism in Eukaryota, Perkinsozoa, Perkinsida, Perkinsidae. Bases 1 to 360 code for a protein of 119 amino acids. The record is from RefSeq and is a predicted model, not a curated record.